Molecule: messenger RNA, 3288 nt
Organism: Mizuhopecten yessoensis (Yesso scallop)
Lineage: Eukaryota; Metazoa; Mollusca; Bivalvia; Pectinida; Pectinidae
Product: neurogenic locus Notch protein-like
Exons: 10
Coding region: 42-3170 (1042 amino acids)
Biological process (GO): heterophilic cell-cell adhesion; cell communication; establishment or maintenance of epithelial cell apical/basal polarity
Cellular component (GO): plasma membrane; protein-containing complex
Molecular function (GO): calcium ion binding
Source: RefSeq, a predicted model, not a curated record
UACUAUAAUUACCUGGCACGUCAACACGCAUCAGCCCUGGGAUGGAGACACUUACUGUCAUAUCCGCCCUAAUUAUGGUAUCGAUGGUGAAUGCUGAAACUGUCCUGUCGGUGAACCUUAUAUCUCUCUACAACCAAAACAGUGAAGUUUACACAAACAACCAACUCCUUUGCUGUAAUGAUGCUGCAAAACUCGGCCAAAGCUGCGUAGAACCGUGUAAUGUGGUGCUACACGUUUGUUACAGGCCAAGAAAUCUUGAUCCGUGUCAGCAGACCGGGAUAAGCACUCGUAUUCAGAAGCAACGUAAUAUCCGAUUCACCUCAACGAUUGGCAAUUUGUCUAACCCGAUAAUUUUUCAUGCGCAACACUGGACGUUUUAUUCGGGAUUUACUGUGAAAGCUUUUGAAGACUACGAGCAAACGCGAAUUAUUGGCAUAUUCGAUGUGUUUCCUUAUCUAAGUAAAGUCGACACAAGUCUAAAUACCGCCAGAGUGCACGAGCAAAAGUCAAUUCAGGACGGCAGAACACAUGCAUACCUCCAUGUGACAUUUAAAGUGUAUGACUGUACACCUGACUUCACCAGUAACAGAGUAUGUGACUCUAACGGACAACUUGUGUGUGCGCCACACUUCUUUGGUCCGCACUGUGACAAGCAGUGUAUCCCUCCGCCUUUACGUGGACACUGUGAUACGUAUGGAACCUUGCGUUGUGAUCUCCCGUUUUUCGGUUCAAACUGCAAUAACUCGGGAGACUUUAUCCUGAAGAUAUCACUCAAGAGCCUUUUUAUUCCUGCUUGUCCUUGUCCACAACCAAGUGACACGUGUUCGCCGAUUUGUCAUCCAGCUGUGCGAAUAUGUUUAAUAGAAAAUGGACUGAACACAUGUACACAGGAAAUGAAUGGCACAGCAGAUUAUUCUGGCAAUCAACACACAACCUUUGGACCAUCGGUCGGAAAUCUUUCGAAUCCUGUUCUUUUUCAUCUGCUAACGUGGUCGUCCAAAAGUAAGUUCCAGGUUAUCUUCUACGGUAACGGUCAGCCGAAUCACCUGGUAGGUUCCUUCCUGGUCACACCCUUCCUGCCAGUGGCCGGUAUAGCAACAGAAGGCCAGGAGGUCAGACGUGUAAGAAAGACGUUUAACAACACAGGAGCUAUACUGACCUUGGAAUACGAGGUGUUCCUAGAUACUUGCACGCCACAACCAGACCACCAUCGCGUGUGUGACCAGCAUGGCCACCUGGUAUGUGACAAGGACUUCUACGGACCAAACUGUGAGAAGAUCUGUGUCCCUACCAGCCACGCGACCUGUGACAACCAUGGGCGUUUAAUUUGUAACGCCAGCUUCUACGGACCAAAGUGUAAUGUACACUGCGUGCCCGCGGAACAUAAACAGUGUGACAAUAACGGUAACCUCCGAUGUCUCCCGAACUUUCACGGAACGCAGUGUGAUAUUUACUGCGUGUCUACUAUACGUGGAAGGUGUGACACGCACGGAAAUCUACGAUGUUUCCCGAACUAUUUUGGACCGAACUGUAGCGUUCACUGCAUCGCCAUAAAACAUGGAACUUGCGACCGAAACGGAACUCUUGCAUGUCACGUGGAGUUUUACGGUUUGAACUGUGAUGUGUUUUGUAAAGCCACACCUCAUGGUGCUUGUGAUCAAAAUGGAACUCUUGUUUGUGAAAGCGAUUUCUAUGGAACGGCAUGCCAAACAUUUUGUAAUGAAACAAAACAUGGAAGUUGCAAUGCCGAAGGUGAUACCAUUUGUCAUCAGAAUUUUUAUGGUGACUCAUGUGACGUGUUUUGUAUAAAUUCUCAACACGGUCAAUGCAAUUCCAAUGGAACUCUGGAAUGCGAAAAAGAUUAUUUUGGAGCAUUAUGCGAAAUAUUCUGCAAUAGGUCUGCAGGUGAUUUUUGUAACUGCACAAAAGGAUAUACUGGACGAAGGUGUGACGUUAAACUUUCGGGAUGUUAUUCACAGCCUUGUCUGAAUGGAGGUACCUGCAAAGAAACCAAUAAUGUAGAUGCCUAUCAAUGCGAGUGUCCUAUUGAGUUCACAGGCACAAACUGUGAGAGGUUGAAUGUCUGUGCCUAUUCCCCAUGUCGUCAUGGACAAUGUACCGCGACCUCCAGGAGUUUUCACUGUAGCUGUAAACCCGGCUGGACUGGAUUCACCUGUGAAACAGACAUAAAUGAAUGUCUGCAGUCCGUGUGUCCGUCAGGCAAAACGUGCAUUAAUAACCUUGGUAGCUACACUUGUCUUUCCUGUGAGCAGACUCUCUGUCGGAACAAUGGGACCUGUAGUUACAAGGACCUUGCUCCUGUCUGUAAGUGUCGGCGCGGCUGGACCGGAAGAGACUGUUCCGUUGCUGAUGCUUGUCUUGGCAAUCCUUGCAGUCAUUACAAAAGAUGUGAGGCCGUUCCUGAUGGAUAUUAUUGUCACAAUGUUGAUGAUAUUUGUAGCCUAACGCCGUGUCAGAAUGGCGGGGAAUGUCGACAAAACGGUCACAAUUUUACCUGCAUAUGCCGUCUAGGGUUCAAAGGCGAAACAUGUCACGAGGUCGACCGCCAGCCAUGUUUAAAUGGUGCAAGUUACAAUACCCAUACUAACACAUGUUCUUGCGCUAGAGGGUGGAACGGGGACACGUGCAAUAAAACUAACCAUUGCGCGUCUGACCCUUGUAACAACAAUUCGUCUUGUGUCAAUAGUUAUGACAGUUACGCGUGCCUGUGUCAAGAAGGCUGGCGGGGACAUACCUGUAUGACAAAAGACUUCUGCUUCAAUAACCCCUGCAACAGUGGAAGUACAUGUCUUACUUCAACGACGUCAUUCACAUGCAAAUGUCCUCCAGGAAAGAUUGGGCUUCUUUGUAACAACACAAUGAACACAUGUGACCCGUCUCCUUGUUUGAACAACGCCCUAUGUGAGACGGUUGGAGGGGCGGUCGUCUGUUACUGUCUCGGUGGCUGGGUUGGUAAGAUAUGCGAAAUUGACGUCAAUGAAUGUGACAACAACCCGUGUCCCGAACCACUCUCCUGUGUCAACUUUCCUGGGGGCUUCACGUGUACGAAUCACGAGCACGUUAUCAGACGAGAUGUCCGACAAUCUCCAAGGUUCGGACCAAUGCAGCCAUCAGAAAAUGAAGCUUCGGAAAGUCGACCCCUAGCAUAAGGGUACUUUGCGGUGAUGACGUCAUUGACAGGAAAACAUUAUUACACGAGUUACUGGACUUUGUUUGAAAAUCGAAAUAUUUUAUGUGGUCGAAAAAUGACUUUCAAUAAAAUUCCUA